AUGGAGGCCCCAGCAAGCAGGGGGACAAGGACCUGGAGGUGGCUCAUCCUGGGCUCCAGCAUCCUGUUGCUCCUGUGUGUUUCUGGGCUCAGCCAACCGGCCACAGAGAAGAUUAUUAAAGGCAAGGAGUGUGCCCGUCACUCACAGCCUUGGCAAGUAGGGCUGUUUGAGGGCACCAGUCUGCGUUGUGGGGGGGUCCUCACUGGCCGCAGAUGGGUCCUCACAGCUGCUCACUGCAGUGGCAGCAGGUACUGGGUGCGCCUGGGGGAGCACAGUCUUAGCCGUCUGGACUGGACGGAGCAGAUCCGACGCAGUGGCUUCUCCGUGACCCACCCCGGCUACCAGAGAGCCGGGCACAGCCAUGACAAUGACCUCCGGCUCCUGCGACUGGGCACACCCGUCCGCUUGACCCGCAGCGUCCAGCUCCUGCCCCUGCCCACCACCUGUGCAGCGGCUGGCACCAAAUGCCACAUCUCAGGCUGGGGCAUCACCAAUCAGCCAGGGAAACCAUUCCCGGACCUGCUCCAAUGCCUCAAUGUCUCCAUCGUUUCCAGUGCUGCCUGCCAGGCUCUGUUCCCCGGGAAAAUCACGGACAACAUGGUGUGUGCCAGCGGCGCUGAUGGGGCGGAUGCCUGCCAGGGUGACUCUGGAGGACCCCUGGUGUGUGGAGGAGUCCUUCAAGGUCUGGUGUCCUGGGGAACUGUGGAGCCUUGUGGGCAAAAAGGCAUCCCAGGAGUCUACACCAACAUUUGCAAAUAUGUGGACUGGAUCCGGAUGGUCAUGAGGAACAACUAG
Messenger RNA from Prionailurus viverrinus (fishing cat), 795 nucleotides. It is a transcript of the gene KLK12, whose product is annotated as kallikrein related peptidase 12. Bases 1 to 795 code for a protein of 264 amino acids. Lineage: Eukaryota; Metazoa; Chordata; Mammalia; Carnivora; Felidae. Gene Ontology annotation, molecular function: serine-type endopeptidase activity. Gene Ontology annotation, biological process: proteolysis. The transcript has 6 exons. The record is from RefSeq and is a predicted model, not a curated record.